AUGUCUUCUCUCCUAAACAAAGUCAAAGGCGCCGUCCGCGGAGACGAAAACGACGGUCGAUACGGAAACAGUACUCACAGACCUUACGACAACCACCAUGGCCUGUCUCAUCACCCGCAUGAUGAUCAAGGCUACGGGACAGACACUGUCACCACCACCGGAACCACCACGCAGGUGACACGCACUCCUGCCGAUGAGUACGAUUCGGUUGAUACCACGAGCUCGAACCGGUUCGGCACAGGCCAAACAGUCACGUCACCCAGCGCUACAGAGCAUCCCACGUCUAACUUUGGGAGAUCGGAGCCGCCUCCUCUGCCAGGUCGUGAAGCACCUGCUGUACCAGAUCGCCGCCCAGCAAGCAGCUAUUUGCCAAGCACAGCGGCUGCGCACAACCCGGCCAAUAACGGCACUACUGGAGAACGCAUCGGAGAGGCUCUGACUGGAGACCAUUCUGGCUCUCGGACAGGCACUUACAACACCACACCCGACAAUCGUGGCUUGGUGGACCGAACUGGCACCGCUCACGGCACAGACUCAACGACGGGAUCGAAUUCACUAUUCAGCCACAAUCGCACUAACACCAAUACCCUGGACAACAGCAACAAGCAUGGCAGCAUCCAUGAUCUUCGCAAAGAUCAUGAGAGCCGAAACGAGCAAGGGCGCAACAAUACGCUGAGUGGACGGAACGACACCACUUCCAUCUUCGGCACAAACGGUACAAGCGGCUCCCAUCAGAGCAUCGAUGAUUACAACCAACGCAAUACCGCUGGCAACGACACCUUCGGCCAGCAUGGCGCCGGCUUGACCAGCAAAGAACAGGAGAGUCGCGAUGCCAAUAUCGCCGGCUCGACUGGUGCGCUGGGUCUUGCAAAUAGCUCGUCUGUUCAACGGCGCGCUGUUGGCAACGGAAACGCGAACCGCAACAGCAACAGCCAUCUCAACUCCGGCGAUACUCUCCGAGACGAUCCUGCUGUGAGCACAGUCCUCGGAUCUGCUACGACAGGCACGAACAUCCCUCAGCGCGAGCUCUAUAACAGCGUCGGCAGCAAUAAUGGGACUAGCAGCAACAACCCCUACAAUCGCUCGGGCCAAGACGGUAUUGGCAGAUCUGUCGCCAACGCCAAGUACGAUUCCAAUAUCCCGAGCAUCGUCCCUGCGGUCGGCCCUGCGCCGAAGGCUGCCAACGAUCGCAGGUUCGACGACGACCGCAGAUCUGGCGACAAUGACAACAACAACUUUAGCAACCAGUCUCGCCACGACACAGCUUCCGGGAUACCCAAGUCCACGUUCAAUGAGCGGCAGGGCUAUGGCGACUCGCGUGAUGGCCGAGACUACAACCGCCAGAACGAUUCCACGUUCCGCGACAACGACAACAGACGCUACUUCAACGACAGCAGCCAGCGAGGCCGCGCUAGGAAGACAGCCAUUGCAUGCAUGCUCAGCGCCAUGAUCUGA
This is a messenger RNA of Cyphellophora attinorum, 1455 nucleotides long. RefSeq lists its product as uncharacterized. The transcript is spliced from 3 exons. NCBI's taxonomy places the organism in Eukaryota, Fungi, Ascomycota, Eurotiomycetes, Chaetothyriales, Cyphellophoraceae. The record is from RefSeq and is a predicted model, not a curated record. Bases 1 to 1455 code for a protein of 484 amino acids.